AUAUGAACAUAUUUUUACUGAACUAUUUCAUGAUAUCAGUUCUCCUUUCAAGGACGCAACAUACAAACGCUCUUAGACACAAUAGUCGAGGCAUCCACUCCAAUACAGUUUUCCGACGCCGGUGAAGCUAGAGCUCGCCGGCGUCGGAUUGUUCCUCUUCUUUCAUGCUUCUGUUCAUAUGGGAUAGUGUUCGCCUUGUUUUUACUUCCCGACCACCGUGACUUCACUGUAAAUUCAGAUCUGGUAGUCGGAGAUGGUUAUUCCGCCAUGCUCAUCUCACCCUCUUUCCGCCGGAUCUUUAAUUUGAUAUGGAGGUUGGAGAUUCUGCCUCCGUUUGGAGGGUUUGGGUUGCUCGCCGUCGCCGGAUAGAGUUCUCCUCUCUCGUCUUUAUAGAAAUCCGUAUCAAAGAUCCAGUUCCAUACUACCACAGUAGACCCCAGAUCCGGUGUCUUUGCUGUUCGGGCAAGGCUUCCGCCGGCUGCCUGAAAAGCUUUACCACCACCGUGGGAUAUCUCAGAUCCAUCAGAUCUAGUCAUCUCUCGGGUGUUUCCCGAAGAAUCUUAUUACCAUGUACCGCCGUUGAUAGCUUCUCUGAUUCCUCCUCCAGACCCACAAAUUUUUUGAACUGGUGUCGAAAAGCCUUACUCCGGUGUAUCGAUAUCAAUUUCUCUUCCGCCUCCUCAGCCAGAUCUACAGUUCUCGCGAGACCUUCUAAUGACUUCUGCCGACAAGGCAUUUCGCCUCCGUCGAGAAUCAUUGAGAACCUUCGAGAAGCUUCUCUCCUCGCAUCUAGGUUAGAUCAACUUUCCGGCAGCCGCCGUGAUCAUCGUAUGACCAAGCUUUGUCAAGCUUCGAAGGCAACUUGGGUCUGGUCCAUCAUUGUUUCUGGUUGGGCCUUUCAUGGUCCAUCAAACUUUGUGGACUUGAAGCCAUUAUGGCCCAGUAUUAGGGGGACAACGAUUAGGGCUCUUCUUAGCCGAUUUACAUUUUGUGCUUCUGCUGGCCCAUUAAUGUUUAUGGACUCAAAAUUACUCUGGUUAUGGACUAUUUAUGUUCUAUUGAAUUUUAGAGAUCCAAAUGUUAUUUGUUCUAAUGAAAAUAGAUCAAUUUCCUCAUACAAGACAUUUCAUAAUAACCUCCUCCUAUAAGGAGAGAAUU
Messenger RNA from Camelina sativa (false flax), 1158 nucleotides. The record is from RefSeq and is a predicted model, not a curated record. NCBI's taxonomy places the organism in Eukaryota, Viridiplantae, Streptophyta, Magnoliopsida, Brassicales, Brassicaceae.